Molecule: messenger RNA, 1539 nt
Organism: Neopelma chrysocephalum (saffron-crested tyrant-manakin)
Lineage: Eukaryota; Metazoa; Chordata; Aves; Passeriformes; Pipridae
Gene: PSMA2
Product: proteasome subunit alpha 2
Exons: 8
Coding region: 70-774 (234 amino acids)
Biological process (GO): ubiquitin-dependent protein catabolic process
Cellular component (GO): proteasome core complex; proteasome core complex, alpha-subunit complex
Source: RefSeq, a predicted model, not a curated record
GGGAGCGGGAGCGGCGGCCGCGCGUGCGCCGAGGGAGCCGGCGCGGAGAGCGCAGGGGCUGGUGCCAAGAUGGCGGAGCGCGGCUACAGCUUCUCCCUCACCACCUUCAGUCCUUCUGGAAAGCUUGUUCAGAUUGAAUAUGCUUUGGCUGCAGUAGCUGCAGGAGCUCCAUCAGUUGGGAUUAAAGCUGCAAAUGGAGUGGUGUUGGCAACUGAGAAGAAGCAGAAAUCCAUUCUGUAUGAUGAAAGGAGUGUCCACAAAGUAGAACCAAUUACCAAACAUAUAGGUUUAGUGUACAGUGGAAUGGGUCCAGAUUACAGAGUACUUGUGCACAGAGCUCGGAAGCUGGCCCAACAGUAUUACUUGGUUUAUCAUGAGCCCAUUCCAACAGCUCAGCUAGUACAGAGAAUUGCUUCUGUGAUGCAGGAAUACACGCAAUCUGGUGGUGUUCGUCCUUUUGGUGUGUCACUGCUAAUAUGUGGCUGGAACGAAGGGCGGCCGUAUUUAUUUCAGUCGGAUCCAUCUGGAGCUUACUUUGCAUGGAAAGCAACAGCAAUGGGGAAAAAUUAUGUCAAUGGGAAAACAUUCCUUGAGAAAAGAUACAAUGAAGAUUUGGAGCUCGAAGAUGCCAUUCAUACAGCUAUUUUAACACUAAAGGAGAGCUUUGAAGGACAAAUGACAGAAGACAACAUUGAAGUUGGCAUCUGUAAUGAAGCUGGUUUUAGGAGGCUCACUCCAACUGAGGUUAAAGACUACUUGGCUGCAAUAGCCUAGUAGAAACCAAGCAAGACUGUGUGGUUCACACAAAGGUCUUUUUAAUUUUGGCUACUUAAAUGUUUUUCUUUGCAGUUUUUGCAUACUUAUUUCUACAUGGUUUGUCUGAGAGAUUUUUUAAACAUCAUGGGUGCAAAUACAACGGUCCUUAAUAUUGUAAUACAUGAAAUCUUGUUAAAGAUAAUUCUUUCCCUUGAUACACAAAAUACUGUACAAAAUGUAAAGUUAUAGUGACAGCUUGAAAAAGGCUAAAGAAUAAAAUCGAAGGCCACUGUUUUGGGGGAAAGUGUCUGUGUGUCUUUUUAAUCCUAGCUUGUUUAUCUGCAUAAAGCUUAGAUUUCAGCAUCUUUAUUUUUGAGGAAACAGUUUUUCCCAUACAGCCAUGAUGGAUUCAUGUUAGACCUUUUAAAGAAUUUAAAUGUUGAGCGGACAGGAUAAUUUUUCACUUUGGAAUAUUGUUUAAAUGUUAAGUAAUUUCCAGAAAUGGUUUUAUCUGGUGUAAAAGAUCAUGUACUUUCACAAAGAGACAGAACAGUCUUCCAUUUCAGGGAUGAACUGCAAUCUAUUUGAGCCUCUCUGCUUUUGCCUUCUUGGUCUUUGUGUCACAAGAACUUGUUUUCCAUUACUUGAGUUAUUUUCGCGGCCCUAGAAAUUGCACUUUUUCAACCCUGAAAUAUUGUUAGAAAAAGUAGAAGUAAUAACUCUUGCUGAAAACUAAAUGCAUUUAUCACCAUAAUAAAAAUCAACGGGAGUUACAAAACAGAA